GACACACUCAUGUUCAUAUUGGGUUAUUUAUUGAUUUACAGAAUUGUGAUUCUUCUUAUUCUUUGUUACUACUGGCUGUUUUACAGCUCUUACAGUCAAGGAGUGAGUGGAGUUCAGCUUUGGUGAAUUUGACAUGUUUAACUGUGACUUUAAGCAGUUUGGAUUGAAACUCAACCUCACAAACUGUUAUGAUGAAGCUCCGCCCAUCACCUGACUCACCUGAGACAAACCAAGAAACAGGUUUUUAUUCUGUCAACACACACACACUGAGAGACGGUCGAUAAGAUUCACCUUCAGACUAAAACCACCACUUCCACUGAGAGAGGACAUCUACGGGAGGGAAUACUGGGAAUACUGGAAUACUACCACUUCAACCAGCUGCUGAAUCCACAAACUGAACCAGAGUUUAACAAGAACAACGACUCAAAGUUAAAGUAACUUUCAGGGAACAGGGAGUGGCUGAGCCGUCUGCCUGCUGUGUUUUCAGCUUCACUCAGAGACUAAAUGGCUUCCAGAUUAGAGGACGAUCUCUGCUGUUCUGUCUGCCACGACAUCUUUAAAGAUCCUGUCAUCCUGUCAUGUAGCCACAGCUUCUGUAAAGUCUGUCUGCAGAGCUGGUGGACAGAGAAACACGUCCGAGAGUGUCCACUUUGUAAGAGAAGACAUUCAAAGAACGUCCUACCUCCUAACUUGGAUUUAAAGAACGUGUGUGAGAGUUUCUUACAGGAGAGAGAUCAGAGAUCUUCAGAGGCUCUCUGCAGUCUGCACUCUGAGAAACUCAAACUCUUCUGUCUGGACCAUCAGCAGCCGGUGUGUCACAUCUGCAGAGAUUCAGAAACACACACCAACCACAGAUUCAGACCCAUCGAUGAAGCUGCACGACAACACAAGAAGGAACUUCAGGAAACUCUGGAGCCCUUAAAGGAGAAGUUAAAGGUUUUUGAAAGAGUUAAAGUGAAGUUUGAUCAAACAGCAGAAUACAUGAAGGUCCAGGCCCGACACACAGAGAGGCAGAUUAAGAAGCAGUUUAAGAAGCUUCACCAGUUUCUAGAAGAGGAAGAGGAGGCCAGGAUGGCUGCACUGAGGGAGGAAGAGGAGCAGAAGAGUCAGAUGAUGAAGGAGAAGAUGGAGGCUGUGAGCAGAGAGAUAGCAGCUCUUUCAGACACAGUCAGAGCCACAGAGGACGAGCUGAGAGCUGAAGACGUCUCAUUCAUGCUCAACUACAAGGCUGCAGUGGAAAGAGUCCAGCAGCGCCCCCUGUUGGAGGAUCCACAGCUGCUCUCAGGAGCUCUGAUAGACCAGGCCAAACACCUGGGCAACCUGACCUUCAACAUCUGGAACAAGAUGAAGGACAUGGUCUCCUACACUCCUGUGAUUCUGGACCCAAACACUGCUAGUCCAAGACUCAUCCUGUCUGAAGAUCUGACCAGUGUGAGACGAGAAACAGAGAGACAGCAGCUUCCUGAUAAUCCAGAGAGGAUUAAUGCUUGCUUGUACCGCUCUGUCCUGGGCUCUGAGGGCUUUAACUCAGGGACUCACAGCUGGGACGUCCAGGUUGGAGACUGUAUAUACUGGUUACUGGGUGUGUUUGCAGAGUCUGCCCAGAGGAAGGGAGACAUAUGGUCUGGAUCAUGGGCAUUGUGGUUCAGAGGUGGUAAAUACAAUACAUUUUCCCCACCAAAUGAAUCCACUGAUCUCGUAGUGCAGAAGAAGCUCCAGAGGAUCAGAGUGAAUCUGGACUGGAACAAAGGAAAGCUGUCGUUCUCUGAUCCUGAUACUAACACACACAUACACACCUUCACACACACUUUCACUGAGAGGAUGUUUCCAUACAUUAGCACUUUGCAUCUCCCACUGAAGGUUUUACCAGUGAAGGUCUCUGUGACUAUAGGACAACAGAAAUAGAUGAAGAUGAUGAUGAUGGUGAUGAUGAUGAUGAUGAUGAUGAUGGUGACAUGCUGAAUAUUCUUCUGAGUCUUUGAGGAACAUGUGACUAUGUUGUCCUGAUGAUGAUGUUGGUUGUCAUGGUGAUGUGGAUGACAUCUACACUAAAACAACAAACAAUAAGAAACAUGUAAAAAAUGUUUAAUUUAAAGUCAAAGAGUUUAAAACAACAGACAAAUAGUAUAAACAAA
Messenger RNA from Sebastes umbrosus (honeycomb rockfish), 2135 nucleotides. Its product is annotated as nuclear factor 7, brain-like. Lineage: Eukaryota; Metazoa; Chordata; Actinopteri; Perciformes; Sebastidae. The record is from RefSeq and is a predicted model, not a curated record. The transcript has a single exon. Bases 505 to 1905 code for a protein of 466 amino acids. Gene Ontology annotation, molecular function: zinc ion binding; protein binding.